Molecule: messenger RNA, 744 nt
Organism: Scedosporium apiospermum
Lineage: Eukaryota; Fungi; Ascomycota; Sordariomycetes; Microascales; Microascaceae
Exons: 3
Coding region: 1-744 (247 amino acids)
Biological process (GO): DNA recombination
Source: RefSeq, a predicted model, not a curated record
AUGAACACCCCAACCUCCAAACGCCGCCGCAUCGAAUCCGCAAACGCAACCCUCCGCCGCCCCUUUCGCUCGCCCCUCGUCCGCGGGAGAUCCAACGCCUCAGCCCCAGCCCCAGCGCCAGACCCUGCGACGACUCCCGAACGAGAAACGACCCCGCUCAAGGAACGCGUAGCCAGUGGGGCAAAGCGAGCACGUUCUUCGGAGACAGGGUCUCAAAGUGCCGGGAGGGGUAAGGGUCGGGAUGCCGGCACGGAAGAGGUGCCGAGUUUUAGCUGGAGGGAACGCCGGCGUGAGAUGGAGGACGAGAACCGCAGGAUCGAGCAGGAAAUUUCCCGCCUGGAGAAUAUAGACCCCGUCUCUAAGGCGGCGUCUUGUAAAGAAUCGCCCGGCGGUGAGUUGGAUGGACUAUUUGAAAAGUGGAAGGCUGCAGCUCAACAGGCUGCUGAAGAGUUAUAUGAGGCCUCGAGGUUACGGGUUCAGAGUAUGGGCGGGCUUCGUGGCAUGAAGAGGCGGCAUGCCGAAUUCCUGGACCGUGAGGAGCAUGAGCUGCAGAGGUCUUCGACCAGCAAAGAGAACCUGGAUCAUGGCUACGAAUCCCUCUCCGAGACCGAAGAUGAAAACCGCGAGGAGGAGACUGAAAAGGAAGACGAAAAUCAGGAAUACACCAUGGGAGCCAUGCUCCGUAGUCUAAACAUCGACUUCAAUGUCAUAGGAUAUAACGAGACCGAAGAGACAUGGACAUAA